Molecule: messenger RNA, 5741 nt
Organism: Aedes aegypti (yellow fever mosquito)
Lineage: Eukaryota; Metazoa; Arthropoda; Insecta; Diptera; Culicidae
Gene: trc
Product: serine/threonine-protein kinase tricorner
Exons: 6
Coding region: 1047-2423 (458 amino acids)
Biological process (GO): peptidyl-serine phosphorylation; intracellular signal transduction
Molecular function (GO): ATP binding; protein serine/threonine kinase activity
Source: RefSeq, a predicted model, not a curated record
UCGUCGUCGCAAUCGCAGCGCAGCAAAGUGAAAAUAAAAAUUCCCAUCCCAAGUUUGUAUGCGCGUUUGUCGUCGUCGUCGCGUAAAAAUCUCGCUGGGAAAAAGUGCACACAAAAGAGUUUAGUUUCCAUUAUUCCUUCCUCGAAUCGUCAGUUUUCGUCGUCGUCGCGAUAGAUGGUUGUUCCGUUGUGAAAAUUAUUUGGCUCAGGAAGCAGGAAAAAGAUCCCGUUAGCCAAUCCGGACAGUGCGAAGAAAGAAAAAAAAGUGCAGAUUGCAUCAGUGGAGGAAGCAGUCAGCCAGUUCUAAAUCGGAUCAAGAGUUUGUUGCUUUCGAAAUCUGGCCGAGAUUGCCCCAUCAAACUAGCAAACGAGGGAAGGAAAGGUGAAAAUGCUGCUAGCUCGGGAAAGCUAGAAAUUUGAUUAUACAAUACCUACUGCAGAGAACCAGGAAGCAGAAGCAGAAGGAAGUGGGGAGCAAGACGAAAGCACACCGUGCGAGUAUCUAGAAGAAAGUACCAAGUGUAUUGUGCAAUAAUCGUCAUAUCGGAAGGAAAAAUCUCGCAUUCGUCGAGCAGUGGAAAGUGGGUGGUGGACGGAUUCCGUUCCUGCGUUCCGUUUCGUGAGUGAACGCGAAAAAAGUGCGUGAACAGAAGUGGUUUCCGGAAAGAUAUGAAAUAUAGCACACGUCGAUCAAUUGACCAUCAGCAGAAGAGGCGCAAAGUUCGAAUGAAUCUAUCGUCCCUUCAGUGAACGGGAACUACUGACCGGAGGGGACUGAAAAGGGGACACAGAAUCGAUUUCGGUCACUGGUGAAAUCAUUGUUGUACCAGUUUGCUCCUAGACGGUGGUGGCAGUAAUUCUAUCGUGGAGCCCCCAAAUAGAUCACCAUCGUCGUCAGCACCCGAAAGCAGAAGGAGAAAACAUCCAGAGAGCAAACAACAAACUGUGGAACACACAUAGAAAAAUCCACACACAAAGUUUCAUCCCCAGCGCCGGUUGCUCGCUCAGAGCAAAUAAUCCAGCAAGCUGCAGCCGCAAACGAUAAACAUGACCGCGACGGACAAUACGAUCCGCUUCAGCGACCACACACUGGACAAAGCGACCAAGGCCAAAGUGACACUGGAGAACUACUACAGCAACUUGAUCACCCAGCAUGGCGAGCGGAAGCAGCGGCAAGCCAAACUGGAGGCCUCCCUCAAGGAUGAGGCCCUCUCCGAAUCACAACGCCAGGAAAAACGGAUGCAGCAUGCCCAAAAGGAGACGGAAUUUCUGCGACUCAAACGGUCCCGCCUAGGGGUGGAAGACUUCGAAGCGCUCAAAGUGAUAGGCCGGGGAGCGUUCGGCGAGGUGCGGUUAGUGCAGAAGAAGGACACCGGCCACGUGUACGCCAUGAAGGUGCUACGGAAAGCGGACAUGCUGGAGAAGGAACAGGUGGCGCACGUGCGGGCGGAGCGAGAUGUCCUAGUCGAAGCCGAUCACCAGUGGGUGGUGAAGAUGUACUAUAGCUUUCAGGAUUCGGUCAAUUUGUACUUGAUUAUGGAGUUCCUACCGGGCGGGGACAUGAUGACGUUGCUGAUGAAAAAGGACACACUCUCUGAGGAAUGCACGCAAUUCUACAUCGCCGAGACGGCGCUGGCGAUCGAUUCCAUCCAUCGGCUUGGAUUCAUUCAUCGAGACAUCAAACCGGACAACUUGCUACUGGAUGCCCGCGGACAUUUGAAGCUAUCGGACUUUGGUCUCUGCACCGGAUUGAAGAAAUCCCACCGCACCGAUUUCUAUCGGGAUCUGUCACAAGCCAAACCUUCCGACUUCAUUGGAACCUGCGCAAGUCCGAUGGAUUCCAAGCGACGGGCGGAGAGCUGGAAGCGGAAUCGGCGAGCCCUGGCCUACAGUACGGUCGGCACACCGGAUUACAUCGCACCGGAGGUGUUCCUGCAAACGGGCUAUGGGCCGGCAUGCGAUUGGUGGUCGCUGGGAGUCAUCAUGUACGAGAUGUUGAUGGGCUAUCCGCCGUUCUGUUCGGAUAAUCCCCAGGACACCUACCGGAAAGUCAUGAACUGGCGGGAGACGCUGAUCUUCCCACCGGAAACGCCCAUUUCGGAAGAGGCUCGCGACACGAUCGUCAAGUUUUGCUGUGAGGCUGAGAGGAGAUUGGGUUCGCAACGUGGAAUCGAGGAUUUGAAACUGGUGUCGUUCUUCCGAGGUGUCGACUGGGAACACAUUCGCGAACGGCCUGCGGCCAUACCGGUUGAGGUACGUUCCAUCGACGACACGUCCAACUUUGACGACUUCCCCGACGUAGCCCUGGAAAUACCUGCCCAUCCCACACCGGAGGGUGAAGUCCUCAAGGAUUGGGUAUUCAUCAACUACACCUUCCGACGGUUCGAGAGUCUCACGCAACGUGGAACCCCGACGAAAAAGUAAACCCCCCUCCCCACUCACCCCACUGUGCGUGUCUUCUCCAGCUUCCGCCGGCAACUAUAUAUAUAUUUAUGUGUUUGCUGAUGAUGUUCUAAUCACACUUCGCACCCCCUUUGACUCUAAUCUCUAGCACUAAACGCGCCGGUGACGACCGUACAUCGGUGUUAGGGAGGCAAGGUGGACAGUUAGAGAUCCAACACACGGGGGAUCCCCCACUUUGACCUUAGAUAGCAUUCGUUAAGAAUCCCGCCCCGCCCAGGGCGUCGAAAAACCAAUAAGUAGCGACUCAAUUGAUACAAGGAUACAAAUGCAAUUGGGAACCCGUAACUAACAAUAUCCUCUAUAUAAAGUACACAAAAAAAAUAUAAAGUAAUUUAACGUAAAACAAACACUAAGCAGAGCAACUCGUGAGAAGAAAAUGAAUCAAAGAAUAUCGAUAGCAGAACGUAACAUUAGAAUUAGCAUCGUCAGUUCAGUGCAUCCUCCCCUCGUUUUUCCCUCCUGCGCUUAGAUAGAGUUCAUUUUGUACCAUGAUAUGCUAGGAAGGUCCCUCUAAUUUUCGCCUCUCACAGCCAAGUAGACUUACAACAACACACUGCAACGGUAAGACGUAAUAUGGAUAGUAGUCUCGUAACAGCUAACAGCACCGAACAGAAACAAACAAACCAACCACACACACAGAACGCUUGCUUUUAGUAGGAUUAAUGUAAGUGAAGGAAGACAAGUUUUGAUGAAGUGUCCCACCCCCUUGAGCCGCGAAACAGUGGGGUUAUGUUCGUUCGGAUGGGUGGCAUUUCGGAAGGCAUGAGUCGUUGGGAAGAAUAUUUAGGAAAACAUCUUCAUUGCAAAAUUUAGUCGCUAGAUUGCACUUUAAGUGUCAGAAAAGUUAUUGGAAAAUGUAUUCUUAUUGGAAAUUGUAUGUUAUCAGCCUUGUCAAACACUGAUAGGCGAUGGGAGUUGUUACAAAAAUCUUAUUAGGAGGUGGAGGAGGUGAACCAGCGUUCGGCUGAAAGCCUCUUAAAUAAAGGCAAAAAAAAUCUUACUAACAGUAUAAGUUAAACCUUCUCGACAAGACUUGCGGCAAACCACUUCGAUAUUUUUUGUUAUCGUUGUACCUAGUACAGUAUAGUUAAUGGAACUUCUCUCGCAGGAUUUCGACUAACCCCGUUGAAAUAACUUCGACAGUCAUUUAUGAGAAUUUUCGGAAACUUCAAGGCUUUAUGAAGCUCAUACACAUUCUAUACAGAAUUCAUGGACUCACGCUUCGAAAGAUUUGAGGAAUCCUGCUCCUAUGGAUUGAUUGAAAUUAUCCCAUUUCAGGUUAUCCAAGAAAUUUUGCUUGAUGAAUCAUGCUCCUAUGGAUUUGAGAAAUUCAAUCUUGAUAUUGGAUGCAAACCGAGGGAUUUCGUUUUGAAAGAUUCGAAGAAUCUCGUUCCGAGAGAUUUGGUAAAUUCUGCUCCUAGAAAUUCGUGAAAUCACAUUCCAAAAAGUUCCAGAAAUCCAGUUCCGAGGGAUUCUGAGGAUCUUUUUAUGAGGGAUCCAAAGUAUUGCCGUCUGAGAGAUUCGAAAACUUCGGGGAAUGAUUAAAAAAUUCAUAUUCCAAGAGAUUCAAGGAAUUCCGUUUGGAGAUUUUCAGGGAAUUUCUUAUAUCGAUAAAUUCCAGAAAUCAAGUUUUUGAAUUCUUUUACGAUGGAUUUGAGGUUUUUCCUAUCCAAUCGAAAAGAUUCGUAUUCGUAUUCGUAUUGGGAGAUUCGAGGAAUCCCGUUCCGAGAUAUUCGAGAGAUUUGAGGAAUCCCGUUUCUAAAUAUUUGAGGUAUCUCGUAUUGAGAGAUUUAAUGAAACCUGCUUAACUGGAUUUCAGCAAUUCCAUCCCAAAAUAUUUGGCAACUGUUGUAACUAAUGAUUUGGAAAAUGCUGAAACUUCUGCGGAAGCCUCGAUUCUUGGGAAAUGUUGGGAACUCUAGAAUUUGUCGAGAAGUUCUAGAAUUUGUACUCCGAAUCUUUUUACGAAAGAUUUCGAGAGUUUUCAGAAAUCCUCCUUAAGCAAUCUAAUGAAGAGGGCUUCACAGAAUUGCACUUUUUAUGAAUCUGGAAAUCUCGGUUCGAGACAUUUGAGGAAUCUCAUUCUACUCAGAUGGAUUUGAGAAAUCCAAUACCGAAAUAUUCUACGGAUCUUGUUACGAAGGAUUCGAAAAUUCUCAUGCUGCAAGAUUCGAAGAAUUCCAUUCUAAAUAAAUUUGGGCAAUUCAGGUAAUAUUAUGUUCCAAGAAUUUGAGAAAUCCAAUUUUGAGAAUUGACAGAUACGAGCAAUCCCAUUUUGAACGAUUCGAGAAAUUCCAUUCCAAGAAAUUCGAGGAAUCUCGUUCUGGAAGAUAUGAAAAAUCCCGCUGAGAAAGUUUCGAGGAAUCCUAUACGUGAGUUCUGAGAAUCUUUACGAAUGAUUCUAGGAAUUUCAUGUCAAGAGAUUCUUGAAAUAUGUUUUAAAGGGAAUUGAUGAAUUUCGUUCCAAGAUAUCCAACGGAUUCGAGAGACAACGUCUCGACAAAUUUGUGGAUUCUUAUGACGAAAGAUUCAGGUUAUUCCAUUCCGAAAUAAAGAAUUAAUUUCGUUUCAUGUAUUGAAGAAAUCAUUUGGCUCCUAAGAAUUUGAAGAAGUCCCGAGGUAUUUGGGAAUUCUUGUAACAAACAAUUUGGGAAAUAUCACACCGAAAGAUUUGAAAAAUCUUAUUCCGAGAUAUUCGAGAAACAGCGCUUCAAUAUUGUCAAGGAAAUCCAUUACAAGAGAUUUGAGGAAUCCUAGACCAAGAAGUUUAAAGAAUCCUGCUCCUAUAGAUCUGAGAAAUCCAUUCCAAGAGAAAGCUUGUUACGAAAGAUUUGAGAAAUAUCCUACUAAAAGAUUCCUGGAAAUCUUUCUUUGAUAGAUCUCAGGUAUCCCAUUCCAAUAGACUCUAGAAAAACCCAUUCCAAGAUAUUCGAGAAACCUUUGAUAACUUCGAGGUUCUAUUUCGAGGAAUAUCUGGAAUAGUUCCCUAAGUAGGGCGUAUAGCAGGUUUCUUUUUAGAGAUUUGGUCUGUAUUUUAAUGCAAAACGAGUCUGUUUUUAAUGGAUCGUCUCUAAAUUAUCUUCUUUAACCAAAACGGUCUCUUUUUGGAGGCUCCAGAGAAACCUUCGGCAAUUUUUACGCGAUUAUUCUCCAGGAAUUCAUUUUCAAUUUCUCGAGGAAAGAGCUUUAGGAAUUAUUUUAAUAAUUUUUCCAGAGAUUUCUUUCUGUGUACUUUCAGGAGCUCUUCUCCUGGCAUUCAUCCAGAAAUUCUUCUCGAGA